ACAGUUACGUCUGCGAACCAGGAAGCGCGAGGGCGGUGCUCGCUUUGCAAAGGGCUGGAGCUGGUGGGCUGAUAAAACAAGUAUCCACCAUGACAGCCAUCAAGCAUGCUCUUCAGAGGGACAUCUUCACACCCAACGAUGAGCGUCUCCUCGGUAUUGUUAAUGUCUGCAAAGCAGGAAAGAAAAAGAAGAACUGCUUCUUGUGUGCCACAGUUACUACAGAGAGACCUGUCCAGGUGAAAGUGGUAAAGGUCAAGAAAUCAGACAAAGGGGACUUUUACAAACGACAGCAGACUUGGGAGCUCCGAGAUCUUACUGAAGUAGAUGCCAAAGAUGCAAGCAAGGAAAAUCCUGAAUUUGACCUUCACUUUGAGAAGGUGUACCGGUGGGUGGCCAGCAGUACGGCUGAAAAAAACUCUUUCAUCUCCUGCAUUUGGAAACUGAACCAGCGAUACCUGAGGAAGAAGGUGGAGUUUGUGAAUGUCAGUUCUCAGCUGCUGGAAGAGUCUGUGCCGAGCGGCGAGAGUCAGAGUGUUGCUGGUGGCGAUGAGGAUGCUCUGGAUGACUACCAGGAGUUGAGCGCCCGUGAGGAGCAGGACAUCGAGAGCAUGAUGGAGAUGUGCGAGUACGCCAUCUCCAACGCUGAAGCUUUUGCAGAGCAGCUCUCCAGGGAGCUGCAGGUUCUGGAUGGGGCCAAUAUCCAGUCCAUCAUGGCAUCGGAGAAGCAGGUCAACAUCCUGAUGCAGCUGCUGGAUGAGGCGCUGGGGGAGGUGGACACCAUCGAGGGAAAGCUGAGCAGCUAUGAGGAGAUGCUCCAGAGCGUCAAGGAGCAGAUGGACCAGAUCUCACAGAGCAACCGCCUCAUCCAGAUCAGCAACACCAACAACGUCAAACUGCUGGACGAGAUCCAGUUCUUAGUGAACUACAUGGACCUGUCGAAGGGACACAUCAGAGCCUUGCAGGAGGGAGACCUGACCUCCCCUAAAGGCAUUGAGGCCUGCAUCAACGCCUCCGAAGCUCUUCUGCAGUGCAUGAACGUGGCGCUCCGACCAGGCCACGAAAAGCUGAUGGCUGUGACGCAGCAACAGCUCCUGUUUGCUGAGCUGAGAGACACCUUCGCUCGCCGUCUCACCAAUCAUCUCAACAAUGUGUUUGUUCACCAGUUCAACCACUUCAGUCACUUCAAAAUGACCAUCCCUCAGUUCUAUAGGUCCUCCUGUCUGUCGCUUCCAGGCCAUGACCAGAGCUCCACCCUGUCGCAGCACACAGCUGAACUGAGCCUGCCCAAACACAGCCCCCUCCACAGGGACCUGCUGCGCUACGCUAAACUGAUGGAGUGGCUGAAGAACACCCACAGGGAGAAAUACGAGGGCCUGUCAAGGACCUACGUUGACUACAUGAGCAGAUUAUAUGAACGAGAAAUCAAAGACUUCUUUGAGGUCGCAAAGAUAAAGAUGGCGGGUACAACCAAGGAGGCCAAGGGCAAGUUCGCCACGCUUCCGCGGAAAGAGAGUGCACUCAAACAGGAAACAGAAAGCCUUCAUGGCAGCUCUGGGAAGCUGACAGGCUCGACCUCAAGCCUGAACAAGCUGACCGUGCAGGGCUCCAACAGCCGGCGUUCCCAGUCCUCCUCACUGCUCGACAUGGGCAACAUGUCCGCCUCUGACCUGGACGUGGCUGACAGGACCAAGUUUGACAAGAUUUUUGAGCAGGUCCUCAGUGAGCUGGAGCCUCUGUGUCUCGCAGAACAAGACUUCAUCAGCAAGUUCUUCAAGCUGCAGCAGCACCCGACAGUUACACCCCCUCUCGCUCAGCCUGAAACAGAAGAGGCAGAUGGAAUCCCUUCGUCACGAAUGCCUCCCCAGGCUGAACACAGACACUCCUUGUCAUCAGAGAAGGACCUGGUGCGGCUGAUGAUGAAUAAAAUCUUCCAGAGCAUCGAGACGGAGCUCAACAGUCUCAUUGCUCUGGGUGACAAGAUUGACAGCUUCAACUCUCUGUACAUGCUGGUGAAGAUGAGUCACCAUGUGUGGACAGCUGAGAACGUCGACCCGGCGUCUUACCUCAGCACUACUUUGGGAAACGUGUUGGUCACUGUCAAGAGGAACUUUGACAAAUGUAUUUCUGGUCAGAUCAGACAGAUGGAGGAAGUGAAGAUUUCUAAGAAAAGCAAAGUUGGUAUCCUGCCUUUUGUCACUGGGUUUGAGGAGUUUGCUGAGCUGGCGGAAACAAUCUUCCGCAACGCGGAGCGCCGAGGGGACCUGGAUAAAGCUUAUGUCAAACUUAUCAGGGCUGUCUUCAUGAAUGUGGAGAAGGUCGCCAGUGAGAGCCAGAAGACGCCGCGGGACGUUGUGAUGAUGGAAAAUUUCCACCACAUCUUUUCCACACUGUCACGUCUAAAGAUCUCCUGCCUGGACGCUGAGAGGCGAGAGGCCAAACACAAAUACACAGACCACCUCCAAUCCUAUGUUAUCAACUCUCUGGGUCAGCCUUUAGAAAAACUCAAUCAUUUCUUUGAAGGAGUUGAAGCCCGUGUAGCUCAGGGUGUUCGUGAGGAGGAGGUGAGCUACCAGCUGGCCUUCAACAAACAAGAGCUGCGCAAAGUUAUCAAAGAGUAUCCUGGCAAAGAGGUGAAAAAAGGACUCGAUAACCUUUACAAAAAGGUGGACAAACACUUGUGUGAAGAGGAAAGUCUGCUACAGGUGGUAUGGCACUCCAUGCAAGACGAGUUCAUCCGUCAGUACAAGCACUUUGAGGAUUUGAUCGGCAGAUGCUACCCUGGAUCCGGAAUAACCAUGGAGUUUACCAUCCAGGACAUGUUGGAGUACUUCUCCAGCAUUGCUCAGUCUCAUUAGUCUCUUUGCACUUUUCAGUAGUGAUUUACUACUGCCUCACAUUGGCUGUUGAUACACUAGCUACUCACUAAGGGACUGUUCGUUAUUUUUUGAGAGAGGCAGGGAAAAAAAAGGGGUAGGCAUGUUAAAAACAAUUAAGCAUAACCGAUGUACUUAAGUUUUUUAUUUUGGCUUAGGAAACGGACAUACAACUUACAACUGUUGUAUUUUGUAUUCAUGCUAAAUAUCUUAUGAAUUCCACAUCCCUCUGGCAGAUUUAAAACCAUCUUCUCUUUAAAGAUUGCCAAAAUCACACUAUUUAUCAUAGCCAGAACCUGUGAAAACAAAAUUAUCACAGAAUCCAACAUGUAAUUUUUAAAGAGGAUUUGCAUUUUGCUCAAGAGCAAACAAUAGCUGUUUGUUUUGACGAUAACUCUUGGUCCCAUGCUAUUUGCUUGUAUUUGCAUUGGCUCGAGUCCUAAAACUUGGAAAUCGGUAGCAUUUCAGCACCUCUGGUUCCCUUGUCUCAAAGUUUUUUUAAUGGGUUUUUUGUUAGAAGCCUUAAAUAACGUCUUUGAUCAACACAAGCUCAAGAGACGUUCUACGACAUAAAUGUCACUAAAUGCCCAUUUUGCAAACUUUUAAGCUUUUAUGUGUCUUAAAAAAGGCAGUUGCUAACAGGUGGCUAAAUGAGACUACAAAACAUCAGUCAAACAUCAUCACUGCUGAAUUUGGCUUUACAGCCUUGUAGCGGUGGCAAUGUGACAGUAGUUUGUUUCUAGCUUAACAUUAGCUUAUUAUUCCUGGCAAUUACAUUUAGGCUUGAAAAUCCCGAAAGUGGUGUUCAUUUGUGAACAUUAUCUUGCAAAACAAAACAUAUAGGUAUCAUAGAUGUUUAAUGAUCCCAAAUCCAAUGGAAAAAUCCUGUAGGCUUUUUGACCAAAAAUAUGGGUUGAUGCUGAUUUCCACAGAAAAAUGUCAUCCCUAGGGCACUCUACUUGGUGUGAAUAUUAAUAAAAAGGCUAUAGUUAGCCUAUUUCUGGUGGAGGAAGGGCUCCAGGACAAAUAUUUGUAGCUUCGGGGAAAUCAAGAUUUAGAAAAAGUGAAGUCACAUCCCAGAUAUCCAACUCCUCUAAUAAAUAAAGUGCAGUCCCUAACUGCCCUGUAUUGUUUUGGGGGCAAUGAACAUUUCCUCUGUGUAUCUGCAUAUGUUAAUGAAAGGGAUUUGUACAUUGAACAGAUUACUCUGCGUUGUGUGUGCCUGUUUCGUUGAUCAACAACUCUGCUCUAAAUACCUAACUGUCUCUUAUAUUUUUAUUAUUUCUUUACGCCAUAUGUACAUAUUAAAUUUGAAUCUGACAAGUCAUUCAA
Plectropomus leopardus (leopard coralgrouper) is the source of this 4205-nucleotide messenger RNA. It is a transcript of the gene exoc1, whose product is annotated as exocyst complex component 1. Gene Ontology annotation, biological process: exocytosis; Golgi to plasma membrane transport. Gene Ontology annotation, cellular component: plasma membrane; exocyst. The record is from RefSeq and is a predicted model, not a curated record. Gene Ontology annotation, molecular function: phosphatidylinositol-4,5-bisphosphate binding. NCBI's taxonomy places the organism in Eukaryota, Metazoa, Chordata, Actinopteri, Perciformes, Serranidae.